Messenger RNA from Neltuma alba, 1628 nucleotides. Its product is annotated as BAHD acyltransferase BIA1-like. The record is from RefSeq and is a predicted model, not a curated record. The transcript has a single exon. The coding region runs from base 168 to 1532 and encodes 454 amino acids. Lineage: Eukaryota; Viridiplantae; Streptophyta; Magnoliopsida; Fabales; Fabaceae.
CUAAUUCUUAUGCAAACGUCAAAUUUUUAACACAAUACAUCACAUCGGUCGAUUAUAUUUACAUAUAAACACAAACACAAACCCUGAUCAUAACCAGAGAGGUCCGGAAGAUUGAAUCAAAGCAUUAUAAACGUCGAGGAUCCCCACGCAAGAAGCACUUGAAGAAAAUGAGCACUGCCAGCAGUACUGACAUCAUAUCUAGAAAAUGUAUCAAGCCAACUACAUCCACACCACCGCACCUUAAAUCCUUUAAACUCUCCCUUCUUGACCAGCUCUCCCCUAACAUCCAUGGUAAUAUGACCCUCUUUUACUCUUCCAACGCCGCCACUGGCGGUGGCGCUGGCGGCCCCCUCUCCGACUACUUGGCCAAAUCACAAAUUCUCCAAAACGCCCUCGCCCAAACACUCACCCGCUUCUACCCUCUCGCUGGCCGCAUCCAUGACUCGGCCACCAUCGACUGUAACGACGAUGGUGUCUUCUAUGUGGAAGCUCGAACGGACACUCAUCUUUCCGACUUCCUCAGCCACCCGGACUUUGAUACUCUCGAACACUUCCUACCUUCUACCGACAAGGAAACCAUGGAAUUGUCGAACGGUUCUAUGCUCCUCGUACGGUUCACGUUGUUCCGUUGCGGUGGGACUGCCGUGAGCAUAUCCCUCACCCACAAGAUCGCCGAUAUAGCAGCCUUGAUCACAUUCCUUCAGAGCUGGACCGCCGCGUGUCGUGCACGUCCUGAACCAGGCGUUCCUGACUUGGGCCCCGGUGCUUCUCUCUUUCCUCCGCGAGACAUUCCGGGGAUGUCGGCAUCGGUAAAUAUCGCGGCCGAGAAGUUCACCGCAAGACGAUUCGUAUUCACCGGUUCCAAGGUGGGAGAGCUCAAGAGCAGAGUGGUAACCGCACUCAUCGGAGGAGACAAGUCCGACGUGGACAUUCGGUUCCACCCGUCGCGUGUGGAAGUGGUGCUAGCACUAGUAUGGAGAUGCGCGAUGUUAGCUUCCCGCUCCAUAACGGGGUCGUUUAAGCCAUCGGCUCUGUUCCAAGCCGUGAAUCUGCGUCCCCGAAUGGAGCCGCCAGUGCCAGGGACGGCCAUCGGGAACUUCGUGUGGCCAUUUGCGGUGACGGUUGAGGAAGAGAAAGAGAUGGAAUUGCAUGAGGUGGUGAAGAAGAUGAGAGAGGGGAUGACGGAGUUCAUAGAGAAGAAGGCAAGCAAGUUCAAAGAAGGAGGUGGGUUUGAAGCAGUAAUGGAAUUUCUGGAGGAGAGGGGAGAGAUGUUGAAGAAGGAGAAGGAGACAGUGGUUUACAAGUGUUCGAGUUGGUGUAGGCUUCCAUUGUACGAGGUGGAUUACGGGUGGGGGAAUCCAGUGUGGAUGUCAAGUGUGAAUAAGAUGGUGAGUAAUACAAUUGCUUUGAUGGAUGUGAAAGAUGAUGGAGUUGAAGCCCUGGUGACAUUGAAUGAACAAGAAAUGGAUAUCUUUGAACAACAUCAUGAGUUGCUUCAAUAUGCCCUCCUCAAUCCUAGUAUUGUCAUUUGAUCUCUGAUUCUGUGUUUUUCGUAAUUUAUAUAAAUAAAUAAAUAUAUAUUAUGCAUUUAUCCUCUUUCCGAUCCAUUGAUAUAUACUACAUCUGGU